AUGGAUACGCUACCAGACGCUUUCCCCUCACAAGGCCGAUCUGCCGCUCAGUUCCCGUCGGCAUCGCAAAGCUUCUCCUUUCAUGAACAAUCAGCGGCCCACAGCUCUUCCCACAAUGGUCAAUCUACAGCGAGUGAAAAGACAGAACAAACUCCUCGGAUCAAAGUCCACGGCAUGUUACAUACACUAUUCUGCGGCGCGGACAAGAGGCAACCUGCUGCUAUCAUCAUCCUCCAAAAUUUGAUCUUGAUUCCUACAUUGCAAAUUAUGCUGGUAGGCUCCCUCAUUCUCUGCCAUUCUAUAGUCGCGAUUCCCGAAGUGCUCUGUCUAACGUCCAGCAUUGCAGGGCGUACUCGGUUCGACCGCCUAUAUCUUAUCGGAACGUCAUCGACAGCCCUCUCCACCGAAGCUUUGAAGCUUGCUGUCGCCGAGGCCAAGUCUGGAAAGGAUGUCGCUCGAUAUGAAAAAGCAGUUCGGGCGUUGUCGGAGGUGUCUCCAACCGAGUCGGAAGCCACUCUUGAUGCAGCCUGGGUUCAAAGGGUGCAACGACAGGUUCAAGCGCAAUCUGAACGACUGGAGCAAGAACUGAGGGGAUACAAAAACAACCUGAUCAAGGAGAGUAUUCGGAUGGGGAAUGAGGAUAUUGGAAAUCACUACUACGAGACAGGUGACCUGGUCGCUGCUUCGAAAGCUUACAAUCGAAUGCGCGAAUACUGCACCACACCCAACCACAUCAUCUCGAUGCUCUUCAAACUCAUCAACGUCUCCGUCGAGCGCGGUGACUGGCUCGCCGUGCAGUCAAAUGUACACCGUUUGCGCGCGGCGCAGUCCAAACCCGAGGACCGACUGAAGAGUCAGCCCAAAAUGGCAGCGGCGCUUGGUCUGGCCCUGAUGCACUCGGGGUCGUAUGCGGAGGCUGCCAAAAGCUUUCUGGGAUCCGAUGUGAGCUUGACCGAUACAUUCAAUGAGGUCAUUACGGCCAACGAUGUUGCUGUCUAUGGUGGUCUGUGUGCAAUGGCAUCGAUGGACCGAGAAAGUCUGCGGCGCGAUGUCCUCGAGAACAGUACAUUCCGGAACUUCCUGGAGCUUGAGCCUCAUAUUCGCCGAGCGAUUGUGUUUUUCUGCAACUCCAAGUUCCGACCUUGUCUCGACAUUCUGGAAUCCUACCGAACGGAUUAUCUUCUCGAUCUUCACCUUCAGCGUCACGUUUCCGACCUCUAUAAUUCGAUCCGCACAAAGGCUAUUAAACAAUACUUGGUGCCUUUUAGCCGCGUGACCUUGACGUCCAUGGCUACCAUCUUCGCCCCCGAGGUGAUUGGCGGCGAGGCGCAACCUACAAGCAUCUCAUCUUCCUUUGUUCAAGAAAUCAUUCGCCUGAUUCAAAAGGGCGUUUUGGACGCGCGCAUUGAUCUGGAGAACAACGUUCUCGUUUCUAACAAGGUUGAUCUGAGAGACGACAUGCAAGAGAAAACCCUGGAGAGCCUACGUUCGUUCAACCAGGAGGCACAUAUGCGGAUUCUUCGCGCCGGUGUUCUGCAGGCUGGAUUGGAGGUUAGAGGUCCGGAGAGCGAAAGGCGACCUCGCCAGCCUCAGGGACAGUCCGGUAGAGGGAUGGAGAGACCUGUUCGUGGAGGGACGCGUGUCUAG
This is a messenger RNA of Penicillium oxalicum, 1647 nucleotides long. RefSeq names its product COP9 signalosome complex subunit 1. Gene Ontology annotation, cellular component: COP9 signalosome. The transcript is spliced from 3 exons. NCBI's taxonomy places the organism in Eukaryota, Fungi, Ascomycota, Eurotiomycetes, Eurotiales, Aspergillaceae. The record is from RefSeq and is a predicted model, not a curated record. The coding region runs from base 1 to 1647 and encodes 548 amino acids.